GGCGCGGGGCCGGGCCGGGCGGCUCCCAGCGCGACUUCCUGUUGUGCCUGCGCCGGGCCGCCGCCGCCGCUGCCGCCCGGCACCCCUCGCCGGCUCCCCGCGGCCCGGCGCGAAGCCGCCCAUGGAUUUCACUUAGGGUGGCGGCAUGGCGGCGCAGUGCUGCUGCCGCAAGGCGCCCGGCGCCGAGGCCGCGCCCGCCCGCCCGCCGCCGGAGCCGCCGCCCGCCCUGGACGUGGCCUCGGCCUCCAGCGCGCAGCUCUUCCGCCUCCGCCACCUGCAGCUGGGCCUGGAGCUGCGGCCCGAGGCGCGCGAGCUGGCCGGCUGCCUGGUGCUCGAGCUGUGCGCGCUGCGGCCCGCGCCCCGCGCGCUCGUGCUCGACACGCACCCGGCCCUGCGCCUGCACUCGGCCGCCUUCCGCCGCGCCCCCAACGCCACCACCGCCGCCGAGCCGCCCUGCGCCUUUGCUUUCGCCACCCCCGGACCCGGGUCCACGCCCCCACCCCCGCUGCCCGCCUUCCCCGAGGGUCCCGGAGCCGAGCCCUCCUGUUGCCCGCUGGCCUUCAGGGUGGACCCAUUCACCGACUAUGGUUCCUCGCUCACCGUCACGCUGCCGCCUGAGCUGCAGGCGCACCAGCCCUUCCAGGUCAUCCUGCGCUACACCUCGACCGACGCCCCUGCCAUCUGGUGGCUGGACCCCGAGCUGACCUACGGCAGUGCCAAGCCCUUCGUCUUCACCCAAGGCCACUCUGUCUGCAACCGUUCCUUCUUCCCCUGCUUUGACACACCCGCUGUCAAGUGUACCUACUCAGCUGUAGUCAAGGCCCCGUCGGGGGUGCAGGUGUUGAUGAGUGCCACAAAGAGCACCUACGUGGAGGAAGAGGGCGUCUACCACUUCCACAUGGAGCACCCCGUCCCCGCCUACCUCGUGGCCCUGGUGGCCGGGGACCUGCAGCCGGCAGACAUUGGGCCCAGGAGCCGUGUGUGGGCCGAACCGUGCCUCCUGUCCAUGGCCACCAGCAAGCUGUCAGGCGUGGUGGAGCAGUGGCUGAGUGCGGCCGAGCGGCUGUAUGGGCCGUAUAUGUGGGGCAGGUACGACAUCGUCUUCCUUCCCCCCUCCUUCCCCAUCGUGGCCAUGGAGAACCCCUGCCUCACCUUUGUCAUCUCCUCCAUCCUGGAGUGUGACGAGUUCCUGGUCAUCGAUGUCAUCCACGAGGUGGCCCACAGCUGGUUUGGCAAUGCCGUUACCAAUGCCACGUGGGAAGAGAUGUGGCUGAGCGAAGGCCUGGCCACCUAUGCCCAGCGCCGCAUCACCACCGAGACCUAUGGUGCUGCUUUCACCUGUCUGGAGACGGCCUUCCGCCUGGAUGCCCUGCACAGGCAGAUGAAACUCCUCGGAGAGGACAGCCCAGUCAGCAAGCUGCAAGUCAAGCUGGAGCCAGGGGUGAACCCCAGCCACCUGAUGAACCUGUUCACCUACGAGAAGGGCUACUGCUUCGUCUACUACCUGUCCCAGCUUUGUGGGGACCCCCAGCGCUUUGACGACUUCCUUCGAGCCUACGUGGAGAAGUACAAGUUCACCAGUGUGGUGGCCCAGGACCUUCUGGACUCCUUUCUGAGCUUCUUCCCAGAGCUGAAGGAGCAGAGUGUGGACUGCCGGGCAGGGCUGGAGUUUGAGCGCUGGCUCAAUGCCACGGGGCCGCCGCUGGCCGAGCCAGACCUGUCUCAGGGAUCCAGCCUAACCCGGCCCGUGGAGGCCCUCUUCCGGCUGUGGACCGCGGAGCCCCUGGAGCAGGCAGCUGCCUCAGCCAGCGCCAUCGACAUCUCCAAGUGGAGGACCUUCCAGACGGCACUCUUCCUGGACAGGCUGCUGGAUGGGUCCCCGCUGCCCCAGGAGGUGGUGAUGAGCCUGUCCAAGUGCUACUCCUCCCUGCUGGACUCCAUGAACGCUGAGAUCCGCAUCCGCUGGCUGCAGAUCGUAGUCCGAAACGACUACUACCCUGACCUCCACCGGGUCCGGCGCUUCCUCGAGAGCCAGAUGUCCCGCAUGUACACCAUCCCGCUGUAUGAGGACCUCUGCACUGGUGCCCUCAAGUCCUUUGCGCUGGAAGUCUUCUACCAGACACAGGGCCGGCUGCACCCCAACCUGCGCAGGACCAUCCAGCAGAUCCUGACCCAGGGCCUGGGUCCCAGCGCGGAGCCCAGUGCAGAGCAGGGUGGUGCUGGAGCAGAAGCCGAGGGGGACGUGGACACGCCUGCCCUGCUGCUCGGGGACGAGGCCCCCAGCAGCGCCAUUGCUCUCAGGGACGUCAACGUGUCUGCCUAGCCCAGACCUCCCAGACACCACAAUUGUGCCUUCUGUGGCCCAGGCCUGCCAUGACUGCAUAUCGGCUCUGGCCACGAGCUCUGCCUGGGCCCACACAUGCCCCUCCUGUGGCUUCUCCCAGGGACUUCCUCGUGGCCAGCCGAGGCCCGUGGACAUGGUCCCCCCAGCUCUCUUGCACUGCAGGCCCCAGAGCAGCCAGCACACGCCACGUCCUUCUGUCUCAACACUGACUGCCGGGUUCUGCCCCUGGGGUGACGGCCCCACAGUCCCAUAGCGACCACCACACUGUGCCUUAUGUCUGCCGGGAGGCCUGAGCUGCGCUGUCCCCACAGCAUGCCUCCCGCAGAGCCCUACACCCCGAACCUGGGGUGAGCAGCCUCGGUUGGCCCCUGGCAGAGGGUCGAGGAUGCAUACACGCCCUCAGUGUGGGGGCAGGGGACACUGAGGAGAGAAUGGACAUCCCUGGGGAAGGGCCCCUGGAAAGCCUUAGCCCCUCAGGGAACAGGGGGCCCCAGGCCCCAGGGGAUGUGGGACAGGAUGUCUAUCUCGUGGCUGCUGGGCUAGUGCAACUGUGCCCGGAGGGAAGGUAGCGGGUGGUGCUGGUGCUCUUUUUAGGCCCACCGUGCUGGGAGAGGCCUGGGGACCCCACGCUCCAAGCUGGGCCACCCAGAAGACCGCUGUGACAGGGUCGCCGUGAUAUCCCAUUAAACCUCCACUCUGAAAAUGA
Molecule: messenger RNA, 3050 nt
Organism: Myotis daubentonii (Daubenton's bat)
Lineage: Eukaryota; Metazoa; Chordata; Mammalia; Chiroptera; Vespertilionidae
Gene: RNPEPL1
Product: arginyl aminopeptidase like 1
Biological process (GO): proteolysis
Molecular function (GO): zinc ion binding; metalloaminopeptidase activity
Source: RefSeq, a predicted model, not a curated record